This is a messenger RNA of Apaloderma vittatum (bar-tailed trogon), 1187 nucleotides long. RefSeq names its product DNA (cytosine-5-)-methyltransferase 3 beta (gene DNMT3B). Gene Ontology annotation, biological process: negative regulation of transcription by RNA polymerase II. The transcript is spliced from 10 exons. The annotation marks the transcript as partial. The record is from RefSeq and is a predicted model, not a curated record. Gene Ontology annotation, molecular function: DNA binding; DNA (cytosine-5-)-methyltransferase activity, acting on CpG substrates. Gene Ontology annotation, cellular component: nucleus. Lineage: Eukaryota; Metazoa; Chordata; Aves; Trogoniformes; Trogonidae.
AGAACGGAGCCCUGAGGAACGGGACAGAGGAGGUGCUGCACCUGGAGCAGUACCCCCCCAACAAGAGGCUGAAGACCAACCCCUGCAACAACAGCAAGGAGCAGCGCAUGGAAGAGGACCAGACCCGAGAGCAAAUGGUUUUUGGAGUUACGAACCACAGUGGGAGUCUCGAAGACAGCUGCUUGUCCUGCGGGAGGAGGAACCCAGCCACCUUCCACCCCCUCUUUGAAGGGGGUCUCUGCCAGACGUGCAGGGUAAGUGCUGUGGCGCUGGGGCUGAGCAGGAGCCCAGGGCUGGAGGAGGGGUGCUUCUGUGUGGAGUGUCUGGAGGUGCUGGUGGGACGAGGGACGUCGGCCAAGGCAAAAGAGCAGGAGCCCUGGAACUGCUACAUGUGCCAGCCCCAGAGGAGCUAUGGGGUGCUGCAGCGCCGGCAGGACUGGAACCCCCGCCUGCAGGACUUCUUCACCAGCGACAAGGGACAGGAAUACGCUGCACCCAAAAUCUACCCGACAGUGCCACCAGCAAAGAGGAGACCUAUUCGAGUGCUCUCUUUGUUCGACGGCAUCGCAACAGGGUACCUGGUGCUGAAGGACUUGGGCAUCCAAGUGGAGAAGUACAUCGCCUCGGAGAUCUGCGAAGAACCCAUUGCUGUGGGCACCAUGAAGCACGAGGGCAACAUCACCUACGUGCACGACGUCAGGAACAUCACCAAGAGAAACAUCGAGGAGUGGGGUCCCUUUGACCUGGUGAUCGGUGGAAGCCCCUGUAACGACCUCUCCCUUGUCAACCCGGCCAGGAAGGGGCUGUAUGAAGGAACCGGGAGGCUGUUCUUUGAAUUUUACCACCUGCUCAACUACGCCCGUCCCAAGGCCGGAGAGGAGCGACCCUUCUUCUGGAUGUUCGAGAAUGUGGUGGCCAUGAGGGUCAACGAUAAGAGGGACAUUUCCCGGUUUCUGGAGUGUAACCCGGUUAUGAUUGACGCCAUCAAGAUAUCAGCCGCCCACCGAGCGCGCUACUUCUGGGGCAACCUUCCAGGGAUGGACAGGAUCUUCGGCUUCCCCCUCCACUACACCGACGUCUCCAACAUGGGCCGUGGGUCUCGCCAGAAGCUGCUGGGGAAAUCGUGGAGCGUCCCUGUCAUCCAGCACCUCUUUUCCCCGCUCAAGGAUUAUUUUGCCUGUGAAUAG